Molecule: messenger RNA, 23264 nt
Organism: Haplochromis burtoni (Burton's mouthbrooder)
Lineage: Eukaryota; Metazoa; Chordata; Actinopteri; Cichliformes; Cichlidae
Product: ankyrin-3
Exons: 52
Coding region: 9154-21756 (4200 amino acids)
Biological process (GO): protein localization to T-tubule; regulation of cardiac muscle contraction; signal transduction
Cellular component (GO): T-tubule
Molecular function (GO): protein binding
Source: RefSeq, a predicted model, not a curated record
AAGGCUCUUUCUUAUGAUAACAAACAAUUUGUAAAUACAUACCUUUUAAUUAAGUUCUAUCUAAAGCUUUACCAAAACUGAUGCAAUGCAGUUUCUGGCCUCACCACAUGUAAAACAAGUCAACUGGUCAGUUGGUUGCACCGUCUCCUCAAACAUGAGGGCUCACAUAACAAACAAAGCAUCUGCGCCAAAGGUCAUUCGAGAAGCAGGAGAUCUGGGUUCAAAUGUGAAUUUUUGGUCUGCUUUGACAUUUAAAAAGAGGUUUUGCUACAGUGGUAAUGGAGGUCCGAGAAAAGGUGGAUGUAUGAUGGCUACUAUUACAUGCAUCUUCCUUUAUGAACUCAACUGUGCUGCUAAUGGAUGUUUUUUUUUAUGGGCUGUCUGGACCAGCCACACCCAAAACCCCCUUGCCUCCAAAUGUGAUCUAAUCUGCCUGACUGCUGCUGCAGACUCCAAGCAUCAUCCAACAGCUACUUUAACAUUGCAGAGCGUAUUAUGUUGUUAUAUGUAUCCUUAUCUAGUUUAGGUCCAUUUGCAAUGUACUGUGUCGGAUAUCUGCGUUGUCAGUGUGGAGAGGGUGGAAGGAAUAAAGCAUGUGUGUGUGCGUGAGGAAGAGAGAGAUUUGCAGAGAGUAUCAGACAGAGUGAAGAAACAGCCGGGGGAGACAGAGGCCAUGUGAUGUCAAAACAAUAAGUGUACUUCUUAGACAUGACAGUUGAGAGUCACUGCAAGAGCUAUGAUGUGUCAUUUAUUUGUGUAUUUAGUAGAGACCAACAACUGCUUGGAUUUGCAAUAUUAACAGCCGUAUUUGCAGAUUUUUAUACCAGAAAUUUAUCGGUCUUUAAAUGUAAUAUAGUAAUAUUUAUUAUUGCAUGAUAAAAGUAGAUCAGAGUAUAAUAAUUACUGCACGAUAAACCAGAAUUUUGGCCGCGAAUUUACUCACACAGACUUAAAUAUUCCCAGCAGUUUACAGAUUAUGAAGGCAGCACUUGCUGUUUAAGGUCACCUAAAGACUGCCAGGGAAAAAUCUCCACAGGAUUUCUGACUCCAGCUUCACUAUCUCCAACUUUGACUGAUGUUUGAUGUUAUUCUUGUGUUUGUACUGCAACUGUGUCAUUGAAAGAUGUUUCAUGCCUAAGUCACAGAGCCUUAGAAACCAUUCAGUAACAUCCUGGCAACCACAGGUUGCUAGAUAAAAAUGUAUAUUCUCCAACUGGUCUGAGAGUGACUGCUGGGGGUUGCUGGCUGUCGCAAAGAGAGUGCUUUACCAAAACCCUCUUAUUGUAGCUUUGGUCAAUAGCAGAUUGUUGUAGUUUGCACGAAAAAUGCCCUCUUGUCUGCAAACACUGGCCAACUUCUUGCUAAGCAGUAGUCAAACCUGGAAAAAGCCUAAACUUUUGGUUCUUGUUUAUGCUUUGUAUGUAUGGUUUACAGCAAACAACAAUUCUGAAUGACUUUCCAUUAGGACCACAUCCCCUCCACAAAAGUUACAGAAAGAAAGUUCCUACAGAAGGUUCUUGUAUUUUAUUUAAAAUAAAGAAUUGGAUAGCUUACAGUAUGAAGACUUUGUCUAAAAUAAGUGUGGCCGAGCAGUUAUCUGAGAUGUCACGUGCAUCUAAAUGAUGUUAUUUUUUAUAAAACCCUGACUUCACGCCUAAAUCCACUCAGAUGUCGAUGAUGUGCCAAGUAAGAUGGUCUCUUACCUUUGACCUCUGCAUUUUGUUUUUUAAAUUCAUUAAAUGCCAUGCAAUAUUUAAGUCAGGAUUCAGCAGCAGCAGCUCAAGGCCUUAUAGUCUUCUCUGAUUGGUCAAGGUUUCCAUUUAUACCUUUUUUCAUGUCCCUUGGUGUGUGAAUUUUCAGUGUUUUCUGCAUCUUUGACAAACUCAGAUGCAGGCAGAUACUGGUUGGACCAGUGCAGGAGUGCCACUUAUUAACAAUAGGACAUCCGGCUCUCCUGUUGUUAGCGAUGAGGCUUGUCAGUCAGCAGAUAUCCUGGCUUUUAACACAAGUGGAGUUCAGUAUUGUUUACAAGAUAUAAAUCACUAUAAUUCUAAGACUGGAGUACCUGAACUAAUUAAAAAAAAAAGAAAAGAAAAAACUGUGAAGAAAAUAUGCUACUGCGGUGGGACAUUCUUGUUUUAUUGAGGCUCAAAUUGGUAUAUUUGCACUGGUAACAUACAUUUUUCACAUUGGCAGCUCAUAUUUGUGGCUGUGGUGUUGUGGUUUGGGGAAUUCGGUAAUCUGCUUAUGGUGUUGUUUGUGUUAUAUGCUUGCUUUCUUCUGCAAACUAGGAUUAAGAGUUAAGAAGUGCAUGAAUCAGCGAUAUUAAACUUGAAAUAUCAUUGUUACUGGAGUUGUAAUGAUUCCCGUUUCUGGCAAGUGGAAUUUGGAGUCACAGUGAGGUUGCAUAUCGAGUUAAAGAUUUACUGCAUCAAGUUUGAUGUCCUUUCUUCAAACAGGAUAUUGUAUCAGGACAUAACUCAGGGCAAAUGAGUGCUGUAUUAUAGAGACACUUAAAUUUAAUGAACAAGGUGGAGAGUUGUGCUCCAAAUGGAUUAAGGAUACCACUCGGGAUUAUUUAGCGAGUCCCUGAAACUCCAUGAGGUAUAUGUACACUAAUGGAACAUCAAAUUAUCUGAUGCUUUUGUCUUGCUUUUGUAAUCCUCACCCACCUGGUGCUCUGGUGGAGGCUGAAACAAACUCUGAAUGACUUUAAUCUAUGUUCAGUGCCUAAACACUUUCCUCAGUUUCCUCUGGUUUGUGAGCAGGUGAAAAAGAGCAUGUUUUCUGUUCUGACGUCCUUGCGUAUGUUAAGCUCUAUGAAGGAAUGUUGCAUUAAAAAACACCAAAACAGGAAAAACAAGCGAAUCAGCUCGAUAAAACCGGACAUAUUCAUGCGGAUGAUAAUUUGAGUGCUGUGAAGAGUCAUUAUCGACAGGUCCUAGCUCUUUAUUUUAUUUAAAACUAACUGAUAAUUAAACUAAAUUUGACUUUUCAAGUCAUUUUCACAUUUUACAUAUACAGGGACUGAAUUAGGUUGUUCGUGAAUGCCACUCAAACUUCUAAAUAUUGUAUUUUGAACAAGCCCACAGGAAGAUAUUUUUAUCUGUGCUAUGCUGCCCCCAAGUGAUCAGAAGUGCAACUGAUAGUAUACAAAACCUUUAUAUUGCCAAAUCUUUCACCAGCACAUAUAGACACCUACACAAAAGCCCAGCUCUCAUGUUUGGAUUACAGUCAUAUAUGUGCACAUUCCCUCGUGGUGACAGGAAACAGUCUCUGUGAAUUUAAUGUCUGCAAAUUUGCUUCCACCGCGUAACUAAAGCUGUGCAGGGACCUGGCUGUAUGAAAUUGAUUUGCCAAUAGAGGGAGCCAAACACCACAGUUAUUAUCUGUGGGCGUCAUUGUUAACAACACUAAACAGCUUGUAAUCCAUUCAUUUUGCUUUCUCGUUCAUUUUGUGCACCAGGAUGGAUGUGUCCUGUUUUUUAUGAAAGCAGAUAUGAAAUUAUUGCAGGUAAACUUUUUCUUUUGUGCACAAACGUACAUGAAUACAAAGGCACUCUCUGACUGCUGUUUUGUUGGCUUUUACUGCCGAUCCCUGAACAAUUAGACCCAAACAUAUAAAAUACUGUCUAGAAUGUUUGUGCAGAUGAAACAUGAGUGUUUGUUUUCUCCUUGAUAGUUUGAUGAGCUCUUCCUUUCUUUGCAAAUGCUUCUUUGCAAGUGAUCAACCCAGGGAACAAAGUAGCAUGUGCCCAUGUAAGUUGUAGAAUUUUAAGGAUUCUUAUUCUGUUUUUUUUGUUUGUUUGUUUUUUGUUUUUUUCCAUUUUUCUGAUGCAUUAUUAGAUGAUGAAAUGGGUUAUAAUUCAUACAUAGUCAUAUGGAUAAUAGUUGUUGUUUGUGGACAAUUUUAUCUUGGGGAAUUCUCUGGUUUCCCCUCAGGUCCAUACUGUGAUCAUCUGCUAUAUUGGUUCCUACCCUGUAAUGCACACUCCUCCAAGACUUCAUUAACUGCAGUUUCAUGUGUAUGUGCGCUGAGUAGUUUGCUGCAGGCGAUGGUUAGAUCAGCAGCAUAGGGACAGAAAGAUUGAUAAAAGAAAAACAUCAGAGAUAGACUGAAAGGAAAGGAGGAGAUGAUGAAAGAGUAAAAAGGGGGGAAAAUGCAGUUGGCUGGCAUGUUUGCUGCUGACCCACAUUUGGAAUCAUGACAUUUUUCCUGAGUGUGCUAUUUCCUCUGUGAGUAGGCUGAAAGAAAGUCUGAAAGAAGGGUAAUUUCACUGCAAAGACACUGCCAGAGACUGCAAGCAACUUACAAACACCCUUGUCUUUUUUAAAGAGUAGUUUUAAACAUCUGAUCCGUGUACAGAGAAAUCACCUGCUGUUAAUCCCAGUUUCACAACAGACAAAGGGACUGUAAGGUCCAGUAAUUCUAAUUCAUAAGCUCCUUUUACAGAUGGAGAUAAUGAAGGAUUAGUUCAAUAAAUCCUGAUGUCACUGACUGACUGAUGACUUAUUAUGGUGCAGUAACUAGAGUUUAGGAUGUGAUUAGCUUGAGUGGAAUUUUUGAAUGUGGAACAUUUUCCUUCUGAUUUUAAGGUUGUUUAAAUAUGUAUCAUGAUAGUUGAGGGGACUGAAAAAGACGCUCAGUACAGUAAAUGAAUGGAUCGACUGGGAGUCAGCAUUGUUGAUGCAUUCCCAAAUUGCAUAUGCGUUCAGUCCUAUGCUAUAACCUUUGACCUGUUGUAUUGGAACAGCUUUAGUAAGCAGCCCUGCACGAGACAAUUGCCAAACUGGCUGAGUCCAAUUCCCUCUAGUUAUUGCACAAUUGUAAUUUAAUGUUUCACAGCUAGUAUUUGUACAGUAUAACCUUUUGUGACAUUCAUUAUCUAUCUAUCAUUAUCUUUUAAAAUAUUGCCAUUUAGUAGCAGUGCAAAUAAUAAAAUACUCACUUGUAACAUGUCUGUGAAAUAUUCAAAUUCAGAUUAAAAUGCAACUAGAUUUACAGGAAACCGCUGAUCAGUAUUCACACAGUGUUAUCGUCCCAGGCUAAGGAAAAGAAAAGUUGCCAGAAUUUUGGUUGACUGGCCAGGUCAUGUUCUGUGUGUGUGUGGAUAUAUUGACGGGGGUUGGACAAAUAGAAGGAUAAAAAAUAGUGCAUUGUUUAUUUGCAGUUUAUACAUCAGAAACUGUACAAAGAAUUGCAUUUUUCAGCCAUAGUUUUGAGAGAUCUACAGACAGUGAUGAUAGCAAACACUGAAAGUAUGGCAAAGUCUGGCUGUUGCUGAUUGUGUCUUUGCUUGGCUGUUUUUGUGAGCAGCCUGAAGCUUUGGCUGACUUUGGCUGUGUUAUAUCACACACACACACAUGCACAUGUCUAUAUAUAUGUUAAAGUUAAGUAAAAUAUUACAAAGAAACUAAAAAAUUACAUUAUUACAGUACUUAAAAAAUAAUAUAUACAUUAGUUCCAGUACCCAGCAUUGAAGAGCUAUUUUAGCUGCUUUUACUGGGGAAACUGUUUCCUUCAUCAAUCAGUUGUUAUUACUGGAAGAUUAGCAAGCUUUCUUUACAGUAGCUAUGCACAUAGGCACCAUUUGCUGUGAUGGUGUCAUGUUUGUCCAUUCACUCACUGGCUCGUAGCCAGAGGCAAUAUCUGGGGCACAAGCUGUAGUGCAGCUUAGCUGUUGUGUCUGCAUAGAUAUACCACACUAAACACCCAAUUAUGAUAUUAACACCUUUCCCAUGGUGUUAUCUUCAGUCACACUGCAUACAGUUAAUAAAAUUAUGUCUUGCUCAUUAUGUCUUGCCAAUCAAAAUCAUAAAAAACAUUAUUGGGCCUAAUUAUAGCUUAGAAAUAUAGAAAGAAAAGGAUAUAAAACAGAAGAUAGAUGUUAUAUGAAAAAAGAUGCUGGUUGUUCAUAUGAAACAUUCUCUCCUCUCCCCUUUGUUAUUGUCUGUUUGUAGGUAGGACCACCCUUUCAAAAGCAACAAAAAAUACAGCGUUCUCAUAUCCCAGGCAACCAAUAGCCAGGCUCCUUUGCUCUCACAUGUUCUUACCAUAGACCAUCCCCCCGCCCAUGUUGUUAAUAUUCAAAGGCUGCAGUAUCCAGAAAUGAGCUCAUAGCAGGACUCAUCACACACAUCCUGGAAACCCCAAAUAAGAAAUGAAAAGAUUUAGAAAUGCAUUUAUGACAUGGUCUUUCUGACUUUACACACUGACUGUGAGGUAUAUACGGAAAUAUGAAUGAUCGUCAUUUAAGGAGAUGUGGUGGCUUGUUGCUCAUUACUCUUAUCACCUCAGGAAACAAACUGGAUCUCUGCUUCUCAUUAAUUUUAUGCUGGUUGGUAAUGCUUCCUUGAAAGUAGUUGCCUCUAAGGUCUUGUUAUUCCAUAUCUGAUUAUUUUAAUUUAAAAUGAAUAUGUAUCUCAAUAGUAUCCCAGUAAUUGAUCUGUUGGUCCGAACAUGUCUGCAUAUACAUUUUUCAUUUAGUUCUACAUUUGAUGUCAAAAUGUUUGCGAUUUACCAGGCUGUCAUUUUUAACAUGAUGGAAUUACACAGUAUGUUACAGUAAGUUUCUUUCAUUAAUUCAAUAUUCAAUAUUUUCUCAGUGUUCUGAGUAUGAUGCUGAAAUGUUUUGUGUGAAAUCUCAAUGCAUGCACCAUUGCCGGUAAUACAAUGCCAUCAAUAUACUACAAGUUACAUUUGCGUAAGCAAUGCUAACUAAUCUGAAUUUCCUCACAGCAUGUGACACAUUUUAAAGACAUCCCACAUAUUUUAUUAAUGAGCAGCCUCCAUAAAAAGAUCAACAUAUAAGCCAUCCUGUUUUAGUGUAUACCAGGAUACCAACAUUUCCUAGUUACCACUGAACAAAAAGUACAGCGGAAGCCAGUGGAAAACACGGCCAACAGGGGGCGACGUCGAAAAAAGUUAGACAGUGUAGAAAUAAACGACUGACAUCAGCUAAACUAAAUGUUCCAAAACAUAGUAUGCUGUAAAGUCGAGACACACAUCCCCACGAGAACUAAAUGAUCUAAAGGCAAUCUGUGAUGUGCAUUAUCCAAUAUUUAUUGUUAUGAAUGUCUAUAUAUCAGGAAUAUGGCGUUCUGCUUUAAUAGGCACAAAAUACUUCAAAAAGAAGAAAAAUUUAUUAAACAAGGCUAAAUGUGAGUGUGAAUGCAUGCUGUGUUUGAAUCACUCUGUUCCAGGAUUUGUUUGUGUAGGGUUUUGAUAUCUUCAUAUCAUCAUGACAACAAAAAUCCAGUUUCUCAGCUAGCACAGGUCCUCACCCAGAUAGGACAAAAUCAAUUCACCAAUUUGAGAUUGAAGAGAGCUGGAUAUUCUGAUCUAAAAUCCAUGGUACCAGAGCCAGCCCAAGCUUUGAUGGGGUUUUAAGCACAAUUUCAUUUGGGGUCCCUGCCCACGUUUAAUCCCAUCACUAUCCACUGACCUCAGCACUGCCAAUAUUAUCUGUAUAUUGCCAUGGACGCUCAUUUGUGCAUUAUAUAUCGAGCACAACCAUUAUCAUGGCUUAUGAGUGUAAUGUAAUUAUUCCUAGAAAAAUACCUUUAUCCUGUGUUUUCUUUUCUUUUCAGACCAGAGCGAUAAAUCCUUUUUGAGACAUAUUUAUCAAAAUAUUCCACUGUCUUGUGUAUGAUUACUGUAUUACUAUAUAAAUAUACAUUUAUCAAAUGUCUGGUGUGACAUUUCAGGUGCUCUUGGGGGCUCCCGCCAGCUGCUUAGUCGGCUUAUGCCUCAGGCUGGCUCUACAUGACACAAUAAGAUUUAGCUCAACUUUCAAAAUAAAAGCUUCACUUCACUACUUCAGUUGCAGGUUAGCACUGUAUUCUCGCAUUAAAAAGCAAUGGCAACAUAAGUCACAAAAUAUACUUAGCUGUUAUUAUAACCUACCAAAGAAUACUAAGUGUGUGGGUUUAUAUGUACAGUGCACCUUUAUGCUGAAUGGUUUGUCAAAAGCUAAGUUAAACAUUAUUAUUGUAGCUUUGUAUUAGAUUGAUCUCUGCGUAAUACUUUGUGAUUCAGACAGUUAAACUCUGAUUAAACAAAACGUGGUAAUGUAUUCAACUGCCCUUGUUUUCAUAUGUAAAGGAAAUAAAAUGAGGAUCAAGAUGGCAAAGAUGCUGAAGUUUCGUAACCAGAGCGUCAUGGCUGCAGACUUUGCACGGUGUGAUAUGCUGGACUCCCAUUGUGUGUUUGUACUGUAUGUACCCUGCAUGGAGUCUCAUCUUCCUUUCUCUCUUUAUCGUUCAGCCAUAGCCAGCUGGUACUAAGCAGAGGUAUUCAUCCAUCCCUACUCCCUCCUUUUUUGUGCUGUCCCAGCUGCUCUCUCUACCUCUCUCUCUCUCUGCCCCCUCCUUUUGCACCCCUCCCUCCUCUUCCUCCCCCUCCUUCUCCUUCUCCUAUCUAAACCUCCUUUCCUCUGUCAUUUCCCUGCUGUUCAUGUGUCCCGGCGAGGCGUUGCGGACCGUGUGUGUGUGCACUUAGAGGAUGGCUCAGUGCUCAGGUGCAGGCAGCAGACUUUGGGAACCAGUCAAGCAGGCAACAGGACCAGACUUUACACCCAGACAGAGCUUUUUGCUGGGCUGAGGGCUGGAGAUUGAGCCCCCUUUUUGGACCUCCAUCCCUGAAGCUCUCUUAAUCUACCUGUAACUAAGCUUUCUUUUAUACAGUAUUCAUUAACAAGAGGACCAUUUCAACUGGGUUUGGAUCCUAAAUGUUUAAAGGAAAUUCUUCUUUUUGUAUUUGUUAUAAUUGGCACUCAUUUACACUGUGAGCUCUGAGUGGAAGCAGCUGUCUUGUCAGCCAUGGAUUUUGCAGAGGUGAAAGAGAGGAGUAUGUCCUGUCUGUGCCAUGCCCCAAACUGGACCUCAGUGGAUAGCUGCUGAGGGAAAUAAGGCACAAAAGAGAGAGCCAAAUCUUUAAAACGAGGACAGGAAAGUCCUCAGACAAUCUCCCUCUCACACACCUGUGAGGGCUUACUCUCUGACAAAAGAACAGCCGAGAAGAGGAGGAACAAAAAGAUAAUUAGGAGCCAAGAAGAUAAGGCUAAAGGGGAGACUUUGGGUCCAGACUCCCUUCCUUCAUUCAUCCCUCCUUUUUCAGUUCCCACCUGUGUGGAUUAAUUGGGCUGGAGAACCAUGGCGCAUGCCGCUUCGCAGCUGAAGAAAAAGGCGGACGAGAACCUCGCUGCAGAGGAAGAGAAGGAGAAGGAGAGGAAGAAGUCAAGGAAACGGUCUCGCGAACCAAAGAAAAAGACAGACGUAAACGCUUGUUAUCUGCGGGCUGCUCGGGCUGGCAACCUUGAGAAAGCGUUGGAUUACCUGAAAAAUGGGGUUGACAUUAAUAUUUGCAAUCAGAAUGGCCUCAAUGCUCUCCAUCUGGCUUCGAAGGAGGGCCAUGUGGAAGUGGUGGCUGAGCUCAUCAAACAGGGUGCCAAUGUGGAUGCUGCUACUAAGAAAGGAAACACUGCCCUCCACAUAGCUUCUCUUGCUGGACAGACAGAGGUGGUGAAGGAGCUUGUCACCCACAGUGCCAACGUCAAUGCUCAGUCUCAGAAUGGCUUCACUCCGCUGUAUAUGGCAGCGCAGGAGAAUCACUUGGAUGUGGUGCAGUUCUUAUUGGACAAUGGCUCCAGCCAGAGCAUCGCCACUGAGGAUGGUUUCACUCCGCUGGCGGUUGCACUGCAGCAAGGCCAUGACCAGGUAGUUUCCCUUUUGCUGGAAAAUGACACCAAGGGGAAGGUCCGCCUCCCAGCGUUGCACAUCGCUGCACGUAAAGAUGACACCAAGGCUGCCGCCCUCCUCCUCCAGAACGACCACAAUGCUGAUGUGGAGUCUAAGAUGAUGGUGAAUAGAACAACAGAGAGCGGGUUCACUCCUCUGCAUAUUGCGGCUCACUACGGCAACAUCAACGUAGCAACACUGUUGCUUAACAGAGGGGCAGCUGUGGACUUCAAGGCGAGGAACGACAUAACACCGCUGCACGUAGCAUCCAAACGUGGGAACAGCAACAUGGUGCGACUGCUGCUGGAGAGAGGGGCCAAGAUAGAUGCACGCACCAAGGACGGUCUAACUCCUCUUCACUGUGGCGCCAGGAGUGGCCAUGAGCAAGUAGUGGAGAUGCUGCUGAACAGAGGAGCUCCAAUACUGUCAAAGACCAAGAACGGUCUGUCUCCUCUUCACAUGGCGACGCAAGGCGACCACCUGAACUGUGUUCAGCUGCUGCUGCACCACGACGCGCCCGUGGACGACGUGACAAACGACUACCUGACGGCGCUGCACGUUGCUGCCCACUGUGGGCACUACAAGGUGGCAAAGGUCAUCGUGGACAAGAAAGCCAAUCCCAACGCCAAGGCGCUGAAUGGUUUCACUCCCCUGCACAUUGCCUGCAAGAAAAACAGACUUAAGGUGAUGGAGCUGCUUCUGAAGCAUGGAGCGUCUAUACAGGCUGUCACAGAGUCCGGUCUGACGCCGAUCCACGUUGCAGCUUUUAUGGGACAUGAAAACAUCGUCCACCAGCUAAUCAACCACGGGGCUUCACCAAACACAAGCAAUGUGAGGGGGGAGACAGCACUCCACAUGGCAGCGAGGGCGGGACAGUCCAAUGUGGUCCGGUAUCUGAUUCAGAAUGGAGCACGAGUCGACGCCAAGGCCAAGGAUGACCAGACUCCUCUGCACAUCUCAAGCCGUCUUGGUAAGCAAGAUAUUGUGCAGCAGCUCCUGGCGAACGGAGCAUACUCAGAUGCCACGACCAACUCUGGAUACACCCCCCUACACCUAGCCGCCAGGGAGGGGCACAGAGAUAUAGCUGCAACGCUGCUGGACCAUGGAGCUAGUCUGGGCAUUACUACUAAGAAGGGCUUCACUCCUUUGCACGUCGCAGCAAAAUAUGGGAAAAUCGAGGUGGCCAACCUGCUGCUGCAGAAGAACGCUCAGCCUGAUGCUGCUGGAAAGAGUGGACUAACUCCACUGCAUGUAGCAGCACACUAUGAUAACCAGAAGGUGGCGCUGCUCUUGCUCAACCAGGGAGCCUCACCGCACGCUGCUGCAAAGAAUGGUUACACUCCACUACAUAUUGCAGCUAAGAAGAAUCAGAUGGAGAUAACGACCACCUUACUGGAAUACAGUGCCUCUACCAACUCUGUAACGCGGCAGGGCAUCACUCCCCUGCACCUUGCAGCGCAGGAAGGAAACGUGGACAUUGUGACGCUGCUGCUGGCUCGGGAUGCUCCUAUUCACAUGGGCAAUAAGUCUGGUUUGACUCCACUUCACCUGGCUGCCCAGGAGGAUAAAGUCAAUGUUGCUGAGGUCUUGUGCAACCAAGGAGCCUUCAUAGAUCCAGAGACCAAGCUUGGAUACACUCCACUUCAUGUGGCCUGUCACUAUGGCAACGUGAAGAUGGUUAACUUUCUGCUGAAAAAUCAGGCGAAGGUCAACGCCAAGACAAAGAACGGCUACACACCUCUCCAUCAGGCUGCACAGCAGGGACACACACACAUCAUCAACUUGCUGUUACACCAUGGAGCAUCGCCCAAUGAACUCACUAAUAAUGGAAACAGCGCUCUGUCCAUUGCAAGGAGGCUCGGCUAUAUCUCUGUUGUGGACACGCUCAAGGUGGUCACAGAGGAGACUCUGACCACUCAGACUGUAAUCGAGAAGCACAAAAUGAAUGUCCCCGAGACCAUGAACGAGGUGCUGGACAUGUCCGAUGAUGAAGUGUAUAAAGCCAAUAUCCCCGAAAUGAUCACAGAGGACUAUUUUUCUGAUGUGGAAGAAGAAAUGGAUGUUGGAAAUAUCUGCAUCAGCUAUUCCUGUGACGAUGCGAUGACGGGGGACACGGACAAAUAUAUGGCCCCCCAGGAUCUGCGGGAACUGGGCGACGACUCACUCCCUCAGGACGGCUACAUGGGCUUCAGCAUUGGGGCACGAUCUCAGAGCCUUCGUUCCUUCAGUUCUGAUAGGUCCAACAUGCUGAACCGGAGCUCGUUUACACGGGACAGCAUGAUGAUAGAGGAGAUACUGGCGCCGAGUAAGGAGAUGAUGCUUCGUAAGGAAAAGUCUUUCAUUGUAGAGCAACACAAUAAGCAUUUGGCAGCGGCUAAGGACUUUGACAGCGACUCUCUGAGGAGGUACAGCUGGACUGCAGAUGCACUGGAUAAUGUCAACCUAGUGUCCUCACCAAUACACUCCGGUUUUUCCUCUCCGCUCCCGCAGUACGACAGCAGGUUCCUGGUCAGCUUCAUGGUCGACGCCAGGGGUGGUUCCAUGAGAGGAAGCCGUCACAACGGCAUGAGAAUCAUCAUCCCGCCCAGAAAGUGCACAGCACCCACCCGGAUCACGUGUCGACUGGUGAAGAGGCACAAAUUGGCGUCGCCUCCCCCGAUGGUGGAAGGAGAAGGCCUGGCCAGCAGACUUGUUGAGGUCGGUCCCGCAGGAGCGCAGUUCCUUGGUAAACUACAUCUCCCCAGAAAGCUGCCAGCCCUUAAUGAAGGCGAGAGCCUGGUUUGUCCCGUGCUACAGCUGGGACCCAGAGGAACUAGAUUUAUUGGGCCUGUGAUAGUGGAGAUCCCUCAUUUUGGCUCGAUGCGGGGCCAGGAGAGAGAGCUGAUCCUGCUGCGCAGUGAGAACGGAGAAACCUGGAAGGAGCAUCUGUACGACUGCAAGACUGACGACCUCAAUCAGCUCCUCAAUGGCAUGGACGAAGAACUGGACAGUCCCAACGAGCUGGAGAGGAAGAGAAUCUGCCGCAUUAUCACCAAGGAUUUCCCGCAAUACUUUGCAGUAGUGUCUCGUAUCAGACAAGAGACGCACCAGAUGGGACCAGAGGGCGGGACUCUGUGCAGUCGCAGCGUCCCAUUGGUUCAGGCUUCCUUUCCAGAGGGAGCACUAACCAAGAAAAUCAAGGUUGGAUUGCAGGCUCAGCCGGUACCUGAUGAGGCCGUGAAGAAAAUCCUUGGUAAUCGAGCAACCUUCAGCCCCAUUGUUACUGUGGAGCCAAGAAGAAGGAAGUUCCAUAAACCAAUCACCAUGACAAUCCCAGUCCCGCCCCUCUCAGGGGAGGGGCUUACAAAUGGCUACAAAGGAGACUAUACUCCCUCCCUGCGCCUUCUCUGUAGCAUCACAGGUGGUACAUCACCAGCACAGUGGGAAGACAUCACAGGCACAACUCCUCUCACCUUUGUGAAUGACUGCGUCUCCUUCACCACUAAUGUUUCUGCCAGGUUCUGGUUAGCAGACUGCCACCAGAUACCAGAGACGGUGGGCCUGGCCACACAGCUCUACAGGGAGCUGAUCUGUGUGCCCUACAUGGCCAAGUUUGUGGUGUUUGCUAAGAUGAAUGACCCAGUGGAGUCCAGCCUGAGGUGCUUCUGUAUGACGGAUGACAAGGUGGAUAAAACCCUGGAGCAGCAGGAGAACUUUGAGGAGGUGGCCAGAAGCAAAGACAUAGAGGUUCUGGAGGGCCGGCCUAUAUAUGUGGAUUGUUAUGGGAACUUGGCUCCCCUGACCAAAGCUGGUCAGCAGUUAGUUCUUAACUUCUACGCCUUCAAGGAGAACCGUCUGCCUUUCUGCGUCAAGGUCAGAGAUCCCAGUCAAGAGCCGUGUGGUCGUCUCACUUUCCUGAAAGAAUGUAAGAUCAUGAAAGGCCUUCCACAAACUGCCGUGUGCAACCUGAACAUCACGCUUCCCGCAGUGAAAAAGGAAACGGAGUCAGAUGCCGAGGAUGAGACUGAAAAGCCAGAUCGACAACGUCAUACCUUUGCAUCCCUAGCCUUACGUAAGCGCUACAGCUAUCUGGCCGAGCCUGCACUGAAAACAGCAGUUGAACGAAGCGCAGCAACAAGAGCAUUGCCUGCUGGUUACCCUCACAAACCUAUCUUUCCAACCAGACCUUGCCCACCAUGGUCGACUGCUCCUAUUACCGUCCCUGGCCAAACAAGGCCCGUCGGAAUGGGGGGUGCCCUCAUCUCUACCGAUUCACCGGCAGCCUCACCAGCUGCUUCUCCACUGAAAUCUACUUGGCCCCUCUCAGCCCCAUCAGCUGCAUGUCCCACAACUAUAAAAGUUCCACCAGCGCUUACCCUGUCAUCCCCAGUCAAAUCUGCCAGUGACAUAGCGUCCUCAUCCCCCAUCCGUUCUUACAGGACUAUGCCCUCACCCAUUAAAACUGUAGUCCAGCAGGGUCAGUACCCUGUCCAGGGAUCUACCAGCCUUGUGUCCUCUGGAAGUCCAUGCAAACCUGCCACUGAUCCAGCUUCUAUCAAAAGUCUUGCUUCAGCAUAUACAUCAAGGACUUCUCCACUUCACUCAAUGCCCAAUGGUUAUAUACCAGAAAGGUCUCCAGCUCCUGUUCCUUCUACAGCAUCACCAAAGACAUCGUACAGCAUGUACAGUUCUAAUCUACCUUUUAAAACUGCCCUUGGGUCCACAGUUGUGACAGAUGCAGGGGCGCAUACCCUGUCUUCUGUUAAAAGCAUCUCCAGUCUGUCCUCUUUGAAAACCUCUGUAGACUCAACACUCUCAUCCCGUGGAGGGAGGACAUCCAUCUCAUCUCUCUCUUCCACUGGCCAAACAACCAUUGCUUCUUCAGAAUUGUCCAUGAUGAAUGGAUCUGUCUCACCUGUAAAAUAUCCAUCCUCUUCGUCCACUCCAUCCUCCCCUUCUUCACGCCUUAUUUCAGAGAGAAGUAGCAGCCUUCAAGAGAGGAUCCAGGCCACCACCCAGGCAGCAACCUCUGGUGUCAGCGCAGCCAUAAAUGAGGCUAUAGACUCGUACUCUGUCUCAGGCUACGGUACUCUUAAGUCACUGUCGUCCUCGCGUAGAUCUGCAACAGCAAGCUCUGCUUAUGGUUCUCUGAGAUCUGUAGCUGCCUCCCCAAACACGGCAGUUUCGUCUAAUACAAUGACUGUGCCUGUCUAUUCACUGGUUAAUGUCAUCCCAGAGACCCCUGCCAAACCAGGACCUGGGUCUCUUAAGAUGGCUCUUCCCGACUCCUCUCGCACCUCAUCAUCUCUAUCUCUAUCUUCUUCUUUGUCUUCCUGUGUUACUACAACAAAAAUAAAUUCCCAGUUAAAAUCCCCUCCAUUUAUCACACCACCCAUCAUCCACCCGACUGCAGCUUCUAACCAGGAGAUAUUGAAAGAUGUAGCAGACAUGAAACAAGAUCUGAUUAGGAUGACAGCUAUUCUGCAGACAGACACACAGACUGCAGCUAAAACUGUCCAAACUUCACAUACUGGCACUCCCAAAGAGACUAAGUUAGAGGAAGAGGAGCCAUAUACUCUGGUGGAGAAAGUAAAAGAAGAUUUAGUCAAAGUCAGUGAGAUAUUACAGAAAGAUAUCAUUAGUGAAGCUAAAGAAAGAGCCUCAGAGGACGAAUGGGAAGAAUUUUCCAAAGAUGAGAUUGAAGAGGCACAAAGAAGUGCCAUCUCAGACUAUUACCCUCCUUUUGAUGAACACACACUUUUACUUAAGCACCAGUCAAGCAAAGAGUUAGACUUGGCUAAAGUAGUAGACUUUUUAACAAAUGAUAUCGGUGCUAGCUCUCUCUCAAAAAUGGCAGAGCUGAAAUGUAAGUAUGAGGAAGAGGCAAAAAGAGAUGGGGAAGAGAAACAGAAACGUGUUCUCAAGCCAUCCAUGUCAAUACAGGAGCACAAACUCAAAAUGCCUCCGCCAGUUUCAGGCAUGCUCAGAUCUCCCUCAGAGAAGGACCUAAGCAAACUUGCUGAGUCAUAUCAAGGGUCGGACACUAUAUUGGAAUCGCCAGAGGAUCUGUCUCAUGAGCAGGAUAAGAGUCCUCUGUCAGACAGUGGGUUUGAGACCAGGAGUGAAAAGACACCCUCUGCUCCCCAAAGUGCAGAGAGCACAGGACCUAAGCCUUUAUUCACAGAUUCCCCUAUCCCCCCCUGCGUAACAGAGACCAGGACUGAAGUAGUCCAUAUUAGGAGCUAUGAGCAGCCUGAUGAGCUUUGUGAGCCUGGACUAAUGGAAGAGGCUGCAACUGCUCUCCCUGCCAUAGAACCACCUGAAGCAAUUUCAGCAAGCUCCAGCAAAGCCCUACAGAUGAAAAUGCCUGAAGAUGACUCAAUGAAAAGCAUGUGUCUUAAAGAGGAAACCCACAUUACUACUACUACCAGAAUGGUCUAUCAUAAGCCCCAACUGACUGAUGGUGCAGAGAUGAUAGAGGAGGCAAUGUCAGUUAGAGAUAUCAUGAAAGCUUUCCAGUCAGGUAGGGAUCCAUCUAAAGAUUUCGCAGGCCUUUUUGAACACAAAGCUAGCCAGGAUUCUGUCAAAGGUGAUGAGCUCACGCCUAGAUUUCUUGACAGAGAUGUUAAAUCCAAACCCAAAGUUGAAAGGAUAAUUGAGGUUCAUAUUGAGAAGGGCCACAGCACUGCAGAACCGACUGAGGUCAUUAUCAGGGAAACCAAGAAACACCCCGAGCUUUAUGUUUACAAAGGUGAUCGGGGGAUAAAGGAACUGACUGAUUAUGAUGAAGCCCAACAAGAAGAAGAGGAGCUUGCUGUUGAAGAAUCCCUGCCCACCUUUCUGGAAACAUCUCGUGUUAAUACGCCGGUGUCACAGGAAGAAGACAGUCGUCCGAGUUCUGCUCAACUCAUAGCAGAUGAUUCAUAUAAAGCACUUAAAUUGUUGAGCCAGCAGUCCAUAGAAUACUGUGAUGAUGAGCUAUCAGAGAUCCGAGGCGAGUCGUACAGGUUUGCUGAGAAAAUGCUUCUCUCUGAAAAACUUGAUGCGGCAUCACUGAGCCACUCUGACACAGAGGAUUCAGCACUGGUUUGUGACAAAAUCCGCCACCUGGGUACUGAAGAAAGUAGUAGCCGUAGCACUGAGGGUGCAAGUCAACAGCAAGGAAGCCCCAAAAGAGAGUUUGUCUCAAAGUCAUCAAAAGAUGGGUCUCCUAAAUCUGCUAAAUUCCUGCACAGGGAUGAUCCAUCUCAGUUUGAUAAGGUAACAGUGCUCCAUUACUCCACAGAACAGGGCAGCCCUAAACAUGCAGUUUGGAUGCGUUUUACAGAGGAUAAACAUGACAGGAGCAGGGAUAAGUUACUUUAUGAGGAUAGGGUGGACCAAACUGUAAAGGAAGCUGAAGAAAAACUCAGUGAGGUCUCACAGUUCUUCCGUGAUAAAACGGAAAAGCUCAAUGAUGAGCUUCAGUCUCCUGAGAAAAAGCCUAUAAAGCGAGAGCUCAAGGAUCCCAGGUCCUGGCCUAGCUCACCCAGCAGCAGCCCAGAGAAAACCCAGCAGAAACCCAAAGCAGAAGAGGUGUUCAGUAAAAGCAAACUCAGGGAGCCUUCAGUUGGUAAAAUGUUUGGCAGCACCACAGCAGCUGAAAAGAAAAGCUCUAGUCUACCAAGCAGCCCACAGAAAACUGUUCUCUCUCAUACUAGUGAGGAUAAAAUCAAACAACAGACAAAGUCCUGUGUGUCUGAACCCUCCUCUCCUGCUCAUGUAAAAUCAACAUCCAAAGUGAGUGAAGUGAGAAAGAAGUUUGAAUCGGAGGCUCAAAAAGUUAGUCAAAAUCAGUCUAGUCCAGCCAAAAUUCCUCCUCCAGUACAGCCAAAACCGUCAAUAAAGAAAUUGCAGGAGAGCAAACUUCCCGUUUAUCAGUUUUUUGCAGGAGGAAAAGUGUCAAAAGCAUCUGAAACUUCAGAAGAAGUAAGCCCAAAAAUGGAUGCUGAGAAGGACACAAAUGGAAGUAAACCUGGUUUGAUAUCAGCAUGCCCAAAAGUCCCCAAACUAGACAAGCCACCUAACAAAAACAUCCCAGAUGCCUCUGUACAAAUCAGUGAAACAAAGACAGACAAAGUAGGCACUAAAGGGAAGGCUAGUCCAUCCAGUGCAACUCAGGCAAUUAAAGAAAGCAAAAGUCAGAAAGCUCAAUCACCUAUAAUUCCUGACAGUGCCAAAAUUCCAGAAAAAGCCACUGACAGUAAAAAAUACCAACAAGUUACAAAAAGUGAAAGUGCUUCCAAAGAAAUUAUAACUGAGCUAUUCAAAAAGGAUGCAGAGGAAACACUAAAUAAAAAUCUUAGAAAAAAGACAGAAUCUCAAAUUCCUGUUAGAAAUACAUCCCUCUCUUUAGAUAAUGACCUCACUAAGAAACCAACAAUAACUAGACCCUCACAGAUACCAACACUACCUAAAACCAAAGUACAAAGUCAUGAGACAGUCCUAGCCAAAACAGAUCUAACCUUUGAAAUUCUUGAUAAUGCACCCAAAGAUUCAAAUUCCAAUAACCUUCCUAGCCCCAUAGAAAUGUUGGAGAAAGCCAUUACACCUCCAGCUGCUACAACAACCAGAGAGAACUUCAAAGGCAUAAAAACAUUACCUGUUUAUGUUGGUGUUCAGGUGGGUAGACAGGCAGAGAGGGAAGCUAAAGGAGCACUGUACAAUGUCAAACAAAAAUCAAACUUAGCCCUAAGCCCCAUAAGCCCAGAUGAUGACACACUAGAGCAGGUUUCUUUCAUUGACAGCUCGGGAAAAAGUCCCAUUACACCAGAGACUCCCAGCUCGGAGGAGGUCAGCUAUGAUCUCACAUGCAGGACCCCUGAUGGCUUUAUGGGAUUCUUGCCAGGGAAACCAAGCCCCAUCAUGGAGGUAUCUGAGGAAUCAGAGGGAGAUGACCAAGGCAAGGUUUUCUCUUUUAAAGAGGCCCUACCAGAAAGUAAAACCAGUCUUUACUCUACCCAAGCAGACAUAGCUAAUGCCAAUAAGGAAGAAAUAAAAACUGAUAAUCAACACGAGUUGAGCGUCAGCAAUUUAAACCAACAUGAAAGAGUCACUGGCAUGCAUGACGAAAUAACAGGACAGGAGAAGCAACAAGCAUCAAAAGACAAAGGUAUUGCAUAUAUUGAGUUCCCUCCCCCUCCUCCUCUGGACUCAAGUUCAGAAAUGUCAGACCCAGAGAGAAAAGGUUCCUGUGCUUCUUCCGAGACUGAGACGGAAAUGAUGGAGGUGAAUUUGCAGGAAGAACAUGACAAGCAUUUCCUGAUCGAGCCAAUUAUACGAAUACAGCCCCCAUCCCCAGUGCCCCCUGGGGCAGAUGACAGUCAGUCAAAUGCUGAUGAAGAGGAUGAUGAAUCAAUCUUCCAACCCAUUCCUUGCAAGAAAUUCACUUCUAAAGUUGCUGAGGAGGAGGACAAAAAGAAAGAGAAGGAAAAGGCAUCUAAAUCCAAAAAACAUGACAAAAAUGGAAAUGGGCCCAAUGGUGGCACCAAUGGCACUAAUGGUUCUAGUAAUGGUUCAAAAGUUUCAAAUGGCAAAGGAGAGGACUAUGAAUGUGAACAAAAUGGAAAUGACCAGUCAAUUACAGACUGUUCAAUUGCUACCACGGCUGAAUUUUCUCAUGACACUGAUGCGACAGAAAUAGACUCCCUCGAUGGAUAUGAACUCCAAGAUGAGGAUGAUGGCCUGUGUGAGCAGGCAGACUUACGGCUGUUUGGUCUUCCAGACAGCCGGAGAGAUGUCUGGGCAACAGAUACAUUUAGGUCCUCUGAUCGCUCUUUUCCCCAGACUAAACUGGAGGUUAUUGAAGAGGAAAAAACCCCAGAGGAAUGUCAAAAGGAUAUUAUUGGCAAAGAGAUACCCUCAAAUGGUGGAAAGACUGAUGGUGUUAGUAAAGAUGGAGCUACAAGUCAGGAACAAAAACAUUCAGAUAAAGAGGGGUUUUCAGACACUUACUUUAGUUAUAAGAUAGAAGAGGAGUUUAAUUCUCCUUUUAAGACUGUUGCCACCAAAGGGCUGGACUUUGACCCUUGGCCCAGUAAAGGUGGAGAAGAAGUCGUUGAUAUGGGAGGGACACGGGGCAACAAUGGUGAGCCUAAGCCUUUUGGACUGGCAGUUGACGACCAGUCCCAGGCCACAACACCAGACACUACCCCAGCCCGAACUCCAACGGAUGAUAGCACGCCGACGAGCGAGCCAAAUCCAUUCCCCUUCCAUGAAGGGAAGAUGUUUGAGAUGACACGCAGUGGCGCGAUUGACAUGAGCAAGAGGGACAUGGUGGAGGAGAGGCUCCAGUUUUUUCAGAUUGGCCCUCACAGUCCCUGUGAGAGAACAGACCUCCGCAUGGCGAUAGUAGCUGACCACCUUGGACUCAGUUGGACUGAGCUGGCCAGGGAGCUGGAUUUCUCUGUGGAUGAGAUCAACUUGAUCAGAGUGGAAAACCCCAAUUCCCUGACGGCACAGAGCUUCAUGCUCCUAAAGAAAUGGGUGCACAGGGACGGUAAAAAUGCCACAACGGAUGCUUUAACCGCGGUGCUGACUAAGAUCAAUCGGUUGGAUAUUGUGACUUUGCUGGAAGGGCCCAUAUUUGACUACGGUAACAUUUCAGGCACACGCUGCUUUGCCGAUGAUAACGCAGUAUUCCCGGAUCAGUCCGAUGGCUACGACAAUAUAGAUCUGGAGCUCCAAACCCCCUCAGACCUCAACUACGUGCCCCCAACCCCACUGCGCUCAGACGACUUCUUUAGCGAGGGCGAUCCUUUAGUAGAGUCCCAUAACAAGUCCAUGCUUACUAGACCUAGCGACCUCUCUCUCACUCAGACCACCAGCACCUCCAGCAGCGACCCCCUCACAGUGGCCCCGGGUCCAGGCUCCACUGCCACAGAGCUACCUAUUGCUGGGCCUGAAGAUACAGAAACUGAGAUGUUUACUGAAGAAAAAACAGGAUUGGUGUGUGUAGAGAGGCCAGAUAAUGACAGACGGUUGGUAGAGCAAUCAGGAAAGGAGACAGAAGAAGUAAAAGCAGGAGACCAUCUUGUUUUGGAGAGUCAGGGAGGGGCCGUAAAAGAGAAGGCUACCGCAGACACUGGUCUUGGAAAUGGAGUGGAGGAAGAAGAGGAGGAGGAAAUGACGCAGGAGAGGUUGCAGAGUCUGCUGGAGGAUAUAAAGCUGGAAGAGGGCAUGGAGGAAGAGGAGGUGUCAGAGGAGCUUGUGAAUGCCAUCCUUGAACAAGUACGGAAAGCAGAAAAAGACAUUUAUUCAGUUCCAGGCAGGAGCAGUGAGACGUCUGGCGCAAUCGGGGAGUCGGCAGCCCCUGGCCCCAGCCCGGGCUCUGAGAAGGGCAGCCCUGACAGUCUAGCUGAUUCGCUAGAGGAGCCCCAGGUUCAGACCAACAAACAGAAUGGAGGUCAGACUGAAGCAGCCAGGGAAGGGAUGGAAAAGGUGCCCAGGAGGAAGGAAUCCCAGGAGGACAGCAGCACAGCGGGACCAAGCAGAGGAGACAAGGACGGAGGCAACAGGUCCCAGCACAAAGUCCAGGAGAGUGUUAGAGAGAAGGAGUCCGACUCUGAUGAGGAGACCACUGUCACUACCAGGGUGAUACGCAGACGGGUUGUACUCAAGGGAGAGGAGGCCAGAAACAUUCCUGGAGACUCUGUGACAGAGGAGCAGUUCAUAGAUGAAGAUGGGAAUCUGGUCACCAGAAAAGUGAUCAGAAAGGUUGUACGCAGAGUGUUCAGCUCAGAGGAAAGGAGGCAAAGUGAAGGAGAAUUUAUUGCAGCAGAAGAACCUGCUGCUGCUGGUGGGGGAGGUGUUGGUGGUGGUGUAGCCUCAGGUGGAGCUGACACUGCUUCUUCAUCAGGAGCGGCAGCAAGAGCCACGGGGGGGAAGGGCAAGAAGAAGGGGAAGCGAUCCCGACACAGCCACAAGGAGGAGCCUCAAAGAGUGAAAGCUGAGCCUGGAGACGGUGCCAACAAGAAACCAGGGAGGAAGAGUCAUUCUUAACAGUAGAGCUCUCAACUACAACUGGUCCAUGGACAUCCACCUGUGACCCCCACACAUGACCCUGGGAGGAAAAACAGACCGGAGCCAAUGAAACCGGGAGCCAACACGUGUCUGAAGCUUUCGCUUUACAACGCAUGGUUUUCAGCAAGACAACACGUUACUUUUCUUUGAUUUCGCAUGAGCAUGUCACCAAACUCACUCACUGUUGGAAAACAACACCGAAGGACACGCAUGGACGUGAGCUGGAAACUUCUUUAAUCUGUGGCAAAUGAAAGGCGUCUGUGACCAAAGACGGCACAAACAGCGGGGGAAAAGACUUCACUCUCUCAGACACUCGCCUUGUAUGGCUUUAUUUUUUCCUCCUGCACUCACGGUAUUGGGGUGCACCAUGUGGUUCUUUUAUAAAACAAAACAAAGGAGAUAUAAUAGUACUUGGGUGUUUUUGUUGUACAUAAAUGACACUGUAUAAAAUCUUUAAAAAAAAAGAAUUGGUAGCUUCACAGAUUGUUUAUGCACUGAUUUGAGUUGAUGAAGCUUUGCAGAGCCAGUGCAUUUGUAUUGAGAGGUCGACACUUUUCGUGCAGCCUGGAGUGUGUCUUCUGACGUGCUCUUCCCAAAUAUAAAAAGGAACAAAAAAAAGCUGUAUGUGAAUGAAACGAAUGGAGAAAAAAAAUGAUGCUUGAUUUUCAACAGAGGACAUUUUCUUUAAAGACAACAGCCACUCUGCUCUGUCUGAGGGAUAUUCUUCAGAGAAAUGAUAUUUUGCUGCAUGUUAUGUCACUUUAUUUUUAACGCUUUCCUUUCUUUCUCUUAAUUCAAAGCACUGUAAUACAACUUAGAGAGGGUGUGAUGGUACUUCUGUCUGUGUGAGCACUCAUAGUAACCCAAACAUCUGUCAUCUAUAACUGUUUUGUUUUUUUAUUUAAUUUCUUUUUCUUUUCUUUUUUACAAAUGAAAUGACACUCCACAUCCUAGUGGCGAGAUAGUACAGCAUCCUUCUUAUGCAACAGGAAAGUACUGACACUGUCCAAUGCAUCUUUCAGACUAGCACAUUGUUAGCUCUAGACCGCUAGCAACGCUGUGUGUGUGUGCGUUUGUCUGUGUGUGCGCGUGUGUGUUUAACAUUAAGAAAAAAAUCCAUGCAUACUAGAAGUGUAUAUUUAAACCUUUAGUUCUACUGUGGUUUUUAAAAGGGGACUUUUACGUUGAUGAUUUUUAUCCUGUUUAUUUGCUUCUAUUUACACGAGAACAGAGAAUCUCAUUUUUAGCCCCAUCACUCAAAUCGAAAUCUUUGUAAUCACACACAAAUCACUGUCAGUUAUUAAAAAUGUGACUUUCUGUUCAUGUGUAAAUUGUUUUUCUGUUUGGUUUUUUUUCAUAUGAAUCCACCCUAAGCAUCCAUUGUUGAUAAUAAAUCUGGUACCGACAUGUAUGACAAACCAACAUAGCCUACACUGGAUGAUCCAAGUAAUUAUUUAAGCAGAAAAAUAAAUUGUGUUUAAACUGAA